Molecule: messenger RNA, 1425 nt
Organism: Rhipicephalus sanguineus (brown dog tick)
Lineage: Eukaryota; Metazoa; Arthropoda; Arachnida; Ixodida; Ixodidae
Exons: 6
Coding region: 408-1319 (303 amino acids)
Cellular component (GO): endomembrane system
Molecular function (GO): ubiquitin protein ligase activity
Source: RefSeq, a predicted model, not a curated record
CAACCGAGACCACGGUGACCGAGAGACUGUAACUUGAGUUUUUUUGUUUACUUCCUCAACGAGCGCGUGCGGUAGUCGUGAACGUGGUGAAAGUUGUGUGUCUUUCACUUCUUCGGUUGUUUUCUCGAAAUCGUGGAGCACGGAGCAACUUUCAGUGCGACCUCAUCAGGAAGGACAGCAGCGGCUACUGCGUCCGUGAGCAGCCUUCGGAGAACGCUGCAAGUUCGCGCCAUCGGUGAUUGAGCUGGUGAGACGCGCACGAUAUAUCAGUCAGCGUAGCACGUCAACUGGUUACCACGAACACAGCGCCUUUCUUCAUCCGCACUUGGAAGCUGAGCUUGUCAUCCCAGCCGAAGGCGUGCGACGCUCUCUGUGCCGAAUGUCUGACCCAUGAGAGGGCUCCCAAGAUGGAGCUCCUGAGCCUGCUCCGCUCCCAGUGGGAGGCAUUGGAGUCCUUCAGAGACCGACUAGAAGGCGUUGUUCAGCGCUGUGAAGGCAUGCUGCUACUGCUUAACCAGGUCCUGUUCUUCAUGCUGUGCGACCGGUGGUUCUGUCCGGACGAUCGUUUGACAGGCCUCUACUCGCUACUCUUCUACAACAUCCUCUGCUACCUGUGCCACUAUGCUGCCAAUGUGUUCAGCCUGCGUGACUACACACCUUACGUACAUGUGUCCGACACAUCCAAGAUUCGACACCUUGCCAUGAGUGUCACUAAGGUGGUGCUGGAUCUGACUAAGGGUGUAACGUUUGUCAUCACGGGCGUCUUCAUGCUGCUCGUGUUUGGCUUGGAGCAAGGGCUGGAGCACUUCAGCCCAAGCUGGCCGUACGUGGCACUGACGAGUGCCUACUUUGCCCUGACCGAGCGCGCAUGCCAGGAUCGGCUGCCCACUGUGCUAGGCUGGCUGCAGUUGGCUUCCCUGGAGAAUCUGGAACCCCUGUGGGUGCCUGUAUUGUGCCGAUUGGCCUCCUCCCUGGCCACCCUGCUGCUCGUGGUGGCCGUCUCCUUCUGGGGUGGUGGCCAUGGUGGGGGUGCCUGGGGUCUCUGCCUGCUUGCCAGCUACUUCAACGUCUACUUGGGCCUCAAAGCCAUGGAUCGGCACCUGAAGGUGCUGCUGCAGGAGCGGGCUCGACUGGGACGCUUCCGCUUUGCCACACGGCAGGAGCUCAAGGGCCUCGACGACGUCUGCCCCGUGUGCCUUCAGCGCAUGAGCUUGGCUCGUGUCACCCCGUGCCGCCACAUGUUUCACGGCGACUGCCUGCGCCGGAGCAUCAAGGAUCGCACCACUUGUCCCAUGUGCAAGCAAGAGCUGUGGUGCUGAUGUUCACCAUGGACUCUCGAGUAAUGACUGCUCGCUCAAAGGAGCUUUUCUGUUGGCCUUCCCUCCUCACGAGUGAAAUCCAGCUUGGUGUGCAGCUACUCAUCCC